Molecule: messenger RNA, 1005 nt
Organism: Copidosoma floridanum
Lineage: Eukaryota; Metazoa; Arthropoda; Insecta; Hymenoptera; Encyrtidae
Product: vascular endothelial growth factor receptor 1-like
Source: RefSeq, a predicted model, not a curated record
AUGAAAAGUCGUAAAAAGAUAAUGAGGAAGCAGCUAUCAAAAGCUGGUUUGGCUUAUUUUAAAGAAGGAGCCGUUGAUUUGAUAAAUCCUAAACAAACAGUUAACGAGCAAGCCAAGUAUCUUCCAUAUGAUAAAAAGUUAGAAUUUUUUAGAGAAAAAUUAAAGUUAGGUGAACAGCUGGGAAGUGGAGCUUUUGGUGUUGUAGUGAAAGCAGAAACUUUUGGCAUAUGUACCACAGAGCCUGUUACGAUUGUGGCUGUAAAAGUGGUUCACGAAAAUGCUGAACGAGUUUAUUACCAUGCUUUUGUAAGAGAACUUAAAAUUAUGAUGAAUCUGGGGCAACAUUUGAACGUAGCUCAGAACUCAAACGAUUCUAUUCAGUUCCGUAGUGCUUCUUACUCUGAUGAUUUACAAACAAGUUGGCAUUCUAACUACGAAGGCAAUUAUCAAAACUGGAAUGCUGAAUGCAUCUGCUCCCAUGACCUCCUCUCUUGGGCUUAUCAGGUAGCUCAUGGCAUAAAAUAUCUAUCGAGGAGAAACGAUUUACAUUGUGAUUUGGCUGCAAGAAAUAUUUUGCUAUCUACUAAUAACAUUGUCAAGAUUUGUGACUUUGGUUUGGCCCAGACGUUGUACAAAGAUAUAAAUUAUACGAGGCUACACGAUGUAAAAUUGCCGUAUAAGUGGAUGACCAUCGAAUACCUCAGGGACGGAGUAUUUUCUACUAAAUCCGACAUUUGGUCAUUUGGUAUUUUGAUCUGGGAGUUCUUUACUUUCGCAGAGACACCAUACCCAGGUAUGCAAGCCUCAGUAGUAUAUGAAAAACUCAUUGACGGAUACAGGAUGGGCCAACCUAGAUAUGCAACAAGAUAUCUUUACAAUAUCAUGCUCAACUGCUGGGAGGACGAGCCAACUUUAAGACGAUCAUUCACAAAACUAUCCAAAAAUAUUGGUAUGCUUUUAGAUAAAAGUACGAGAAUGCACUUCGAGAAACUGUACCAAGAAUAA